AGUGUUGCUUAGGAGUGCGCUGGAAAUAAGUGUGGGGUAGGUCUGAAAUAUUUGAUGAAACAUGGAAGUCAAGACUCCAAAACGUUUGAAAUCGAGUGAAGAAGUGGUAUCUCAGUUACACAGAACCCCAUCAACAAAUGGUACCAUGUUAUAUCCCUGGAAGUGGGUAGAAGAGUCACGCAAAAUGGAGCUUAGCCCUAACAGUGAUUGCAGCUCGCCUGAAUUUGCCGUACGCCAUGAAAGUAAAAGGGGUAGACCUAGAGCUGAUGCAAUUACAAAUUUAAUGGUGGAAGGUUCAACGUCCCCAAGUGCUAUAAAAUGUCAUUUCUGUAACAGAGUAUUUCCAAGGGAAAAGUCAUUGCAGGCUCAUCUUCGGACACACACAGGUGAACGUCCUUACACUUGUGAUUAUCCUGGUUGUACAAAAGCCUUCACGCAGAGCGGGCAGUUGAAAACACAUCAGCGACUACAUACUGGAGAGAAGCCUUUUGUCUGCUCAGAACAGGGGUGCAACAUGCGUUUUACACAUGCCAAUAGGCACUGUCCUGACCACCCCGUUGCAACGCUUCAUCGUAGUGAUGAUUUUGUUUUGCGUCCUGUUGCCUCCAAUCCAGAACAAUCUAAUGAUGUACUUCGUUGGUUGGAGAGGUAUAAGAAGGAACGGGAAGAGAAAACUCCAUCAAAAAAGCCUGACAGGAAAGCAAAAAACAGAAAGAGUGAAUUGGAGAAUGAAUCUGCACCUCCAGCACCAACCAAGAAGUCCAAGAUUCGAAAGGGCUUGGUAAAUGAACUGGAACAGCAAGAAAAUGUUCAUAAAUCCCCUAGAAAGAUUCAGUCUGCGCAUACUGUUAAGAGCUGGCAACACUCAAAUAAUGAUCUAGUUGCGGAUAUAAAAGAACCACUUACACUCCAUGAGGUAUCAGACACUGAUUCAAAUGACUUUGGAAGUGUCUACACAACCGACAUCUGGAAGCACAAAAAGCUUGAUGCAUAUCGCCAAGAACAGCCGAAGAAGCGAUGGCUACGUGAAGCUUGCCAAGAUCAGUCACUUUGGGGUGAAAAGCAGGAAUUAGCUCAACCCUUACAAUGGAAUGACAAAGAUGAAGUUGACAGCAGCAGUUUGGUUUCUGUUGAUGUUCCUUCAGGUUCAACAGAGAAGGAUGCCAAUCUGACAAGGCCCACAGUUCUGAUGCUGGCUUGUAAGGAGGAAGAUUCAGAGCUAUCUGAAGAGAACUGUCUCAAUGAUAGGUAUGUGUCCUGGCCAUCAGCGACAGAAAAUAGUUUACCUCCUGAGGAUAAUUUGAAGUGGAUGGGUGCAAUGGCGCUCAUGCAAUUGGCAAAGACGGAAGGCGAGUACAGUAUUGAAUAUGGAAGCACUCCUCUAAACUUAUCGCAGCCUCAUUAUACUCAGCUGUAGUUAUAAGCAUUAGGCCUGUGAUUUUACAUUGUACAAGUAUUAUAACAUGACCGGUCUACUUAGAUAAAUUUUAUUGUUUUGACACUCCAAACCCCAUCAUUAAUUUUGCUGUUUAAUGAUGCUGUCAGUAUUGCGACUAUGUAGCGUCAAUAAUAUGAAGAUUAAUGAAUAUGGUGCAGUUGAUGGAAAGAGAAAUGGCAGGGAAAAGAAGUGCCUUGAGAAACCCUGCCCCAGUUCAACCUUGUCUGUCAAAAAUCCUGCAUGACCUGCCUUGGGAUUUAUCCCAGGCCAGUGACUACCUAAGCUUUGACACCAUUCACUCUCUUUUAUUAAGUGUGUGUACAUUACAUGAUAUAUGGGGUAUUUAUGAGAUAACAACCGUUUUCCAUAGGCUGUCAUGGGGGUUUCAGAUAGAAUAAAAAGUUUGAGUCUAUUUUCAGAAAUGCUUCAAUGUGAGGUGUAUAGAUAAUUGCAUUUUCUAACGUCUCUAAGAACAAAGAGGAAUGAAUACCAUUACAUGGAUGUUUUUAUUAUAUCACAUUUCCAGGCAAAGAAUGACAAAGACUUUUUGACUCAUUCCAUCUUCCCCUUACAUGAAAGCUAAGCAGCUUUCAUGUAUGUGUGUUCAUAUACGUAAAAAAAAAGUAAAGUAAAGCUAUCCCUGUACCAGGCUGUUGAGG
Molecule: messenger RNA, 2097 nt
Organism: Cryptotermes secundus
Lineage: Eukaryota; Metazoa; Arthropoda; Insecta; Blattodea; Kalotermitidae
Product: zinc finger protein 367
Exons: 4
Coding region: 62-1417 (451 amino acids)
Biological process (GO): central nervous system development; regulation of transcription by RNA polymerase II
Cellular component (GO): nucleus
Molecular function (GO): DNA-binding transcription factor activity, RNA polymerase II-specific; RNA polymerase II cis-regulatory region sequence-specific DNA binding
Source: RefSeq, a predicted model, not a curated record